UAGACGGACUCGUCCAGAACGUUCCUGUAGGAUCCCUCAUUGAACGUUACAUCGUCGGCGUUUUCACUCGGAAAGAAAAUUAAAUUGGAUUUCGUGGUUAUUAUUCUUUUUUUCCAGGAAGAUGAAAGUGUUCGGAUGUCUCCUGGCCCUUUUGUUCGUUUUCCAACAUGCUGCAACCGUGGAGGUCGAUGCAGAGGCAAAGUCCGUCGUGCUGCCCUGCUCUGUCACUCUGGAGGAUCGGAAGGAUUUGUCGGUGGUGUGGCGCCGUAAAGAUCUCAAUCCCUCAGUCAUCCACUUUAAGGAGCAGGGACGCGAUGACCUGGACAAUCAGAACCAGAAUUACAGAGGCCGUACAUCAGUGAGCGAUCCACUGCAGGAGAACGGACUCGCCAGCCUCACUCUGUCUGAACCACGUCUCAACGACACCGGCAACUACACCUGCAUCAUCCGCAGGGAGGGAAAGGAUCUGCACCGGACAGAAGUACCGCUGCUAGUCAACGUUUGCCAACAUGCCGCGGCUGUGGAGGUCAAUACAUUAGCAAAGUCUGUCGUGCUGCCCUGCUCUGUCACUCUGGAGGAUCGGAAGGAUUUGUCGGUGGUGUGGCGCCGUAAAGAUCUCAAUCCCUCAGUCAUCCACUUUAAGGAGCAGGGACGCGAUGACCUGGACACGCAGAACCAGAAUUACAGAGGCCGCACAUCAGUGAGCGAUUCACUGCAGGAGAACGGACUCGCCAGCCUCACUCUGUCUGAACCACGUCUCAACGACAGCGGCACCUACACCUGCAUCAUCCGCAGGGAGGGAAAGGAUCUGCACCGGACAGAAGUACCGCUGCUAGUCAACGUUUGCCAACAUGCCGCGGCUGUGGAGGUCGAUGCAGGGGCAAAGUCCGUCGUGCUGCCCUGCUCUGUCAAUCUGGAGGAUCGGAAGGAUUUGUCGGUGGUGUGGCGCCGUGAAGAUCUCAAUCCCUCAAUCAUCCACUUUAAGGAGCAGGGACGCGAUGACCUGGACAAUCAGAACCAGAAUUACAGAGGCCGUACAUCAGUGAGCGAUCCACUGCAGGAGAACGGACUCGCCAGCCUCACUCUGUCUGAACCACGUCUCAACGACAGCGGCACCUACACCUGCAUCAUCCGCAGGGAGGGAGGGGAUCUGCACCGGGAAGAAGUACCGCUGCUAGUCAACGAAACGAUUGUACAAAAGUUCUCACUUUGCUGGGGUUUUUGUGCCGCACUACUUGGUACUUUCAUCUGUUUUUUUGGAGCAUGUUGUUGGCGGAGAAACACCAGGGCAGCUGUCGCCUCAGUCUGUCGGGUGAUCGUGAGGGAGGGGGCGGGGUUAGUAAAGCUGCCCUACCAAGCCACAGUCGACCUUCAUGCAGGCACCAUAGUGGAGUGGAUCUUGUCUGGCCCUAAACCCAAGGUGGUCCACCGGCAAGUGAUCGGUUGUGACCAGCCUGAGAAACAGCCUGAGGUUUACUACGAGCGCACAGAGAUGACAAACCUGGAGACUGGAGACCUCAGUCUGACCCUGAGUGACCCCUGCUGUGAGGACAGCGGCAUUUACAUCUGCAACGUCCGCAGAGAUGGAGUCAUCCUGGCUCAGAAAGUGGUGGAGGUCCUGGUCCAAGAUCCUAUCUCUGCUGUUCUUCUUGUUGCUGCUCUUCUGGUCUUUUUCUUGCUCUCACUCUUUUACCAGGACAAGCUCGGGUCAUUCCUCCCCAAACUCUUUUCUUCCUCAGUCUUCCUGGUGAUGGCUAGGGAGGGGGAGGAGUCCGUAAAGCUGCCGUUCAAAAUCCCCCUUGAGGUCUUUGAGGGCGUCACAGUGGAGUGGAGCUUGUCUGGCCCUGAACACAAGGUGGUCCAUCGGUGUGUGAUCGGCAGUGACCAGCCUGUGGACCAGCACGAGUUUUACCAUUUGCGCUCAAAGAUGUCAGGCCCGCUGUCCCUCGAUCUUGUCCUGGAAGACCCCCGCCGUGAGGACAGCGGCAUCUUCAUCUGCACCGUCCACAGAGGGGGGGUCAUCCUGGCUCAGAAAGUGGUGGAGCUCCAGGUCCAACGUCAGUACUGUGCACAGAUCAGAGCAGAGACACCCUGGUUCAGAAGGAGGGGUAGACGUCCGCAGUCCUAUGGUGACAGACAUCAUACAUGGCAGUUGACAUGACAUACCUCUGCAGCGACAGGAUGGAUUGACAGAAGAACGAUAGCUCACUGCCGACCAAGAGAUGUCUGUUUUAUUCUUAUUUUUUUUCACUGUGCUCAGUUUUCUGUUGCAAUAUUAACUCAUUAGCCUUAAAACACUUAAAAUUUAAUUAGAACAAGGGUAUUAACUGCUGCUUUUUAGAAAACAUUUAGCAUUAGAACAUCAGGGCCAGUAUUCUCAAGAGUAAAAGUAGCUCCUAACUUGCUGAUUUAGUAGAUUUAGGCGUGUCAGUCCUAACUUUAGGACUCCUCAUUUUUCUGACUAAGAGUAAUUCAUUGAGCCACUUAGCGCUAAAAUUAGCUCCUAUAUCUGGGAGAAGUUAGAAGUAGUGGAGAGGACUCCGACCGCGCCACGUUGUGGAGUUUGUGAAGGAUUAAAUAACAUCUCCAACUGAAACAACCCGAUCAGUGAGGGAAUUAAGUGUUUGGCAACGCUGCUUUACUUGGCAACAGAGAAAAGCCGAGAUGUAUCCACCAAACAAUAAAUGCGCUCUGACCCGACGUCAUAGGAAAAUUCAUACGAUUUCUUUUAGAUGUUCAACUACUACAGAGAAAUAAUCUUAACACACCUCAACACACCCGGGACCACAGCUACAUUACAGCAGGUACCGCUACAACAGGCUGUGGCUAAUAGCCUGCAGGUUAGCUUAAGUUAGCUCGUCUAGGACAGGUUCGUUUUUUUUAUUUUUCUGUUGAGAGAUUUGAACAUAAGUAAGAAUGAAAUUCUCCCGUGUCGACACAAACCUCAUCAUACAGAUGCAUUUUGGAGAUUGCACUACUUUUGUAAACAGCAACUUAUCCAAUAUUAUUUCGUUUGUAUUUGUUUAUUUCUCAGUGGUUUUUUUUUAUUAUUACUGUGAGAUGUUGCACACGUGUUCAGCUUUAGCAGCGGAGUCUUAGCUGUCUGAGCUCAUGUCUGAGCUGGACUGCUUUUGUCUCCAGCCACAUACUGAUAUCGCAGUAUUUCAAUACUGUCAGUAUUUUAUGCUGAAUGAAUGAAUUCAAAUGUGAAGAGAAUGUGUGUGUGUUAUAUUUUGAGUAAAUUAUGAAGGUGUGAAGGUUGAGUCUGGGUCAAAGGGAAUGAAUGAGUUUUGGGAGAGUUUGGUAGCGGUAGCUACAUGUUGUCUACUGGAAGAAAUCAGAAUUGUGUCUCAGAGAAACAAACUGCUGUUAGAAGAUUAAUUGCAUGACUGUGUUUCUUUAGCAUGAGUAUAGUUUAUUAUGUUUCAAAUAAACCUGCUUCCUCUUCUUUA
This is a messenger RNA of Seriola aureovittata, 3452 nucleotides long. RefSeq names its product butyrophilin-like protein 2. The transcript has 10 exons. Gene Ontology annotation, biological process: positive regulation of T cell proliferation; T cell costimulation; cell surface receptor signaling pathway. Lineage: Eukaryota; Metazoa; Chordata; Actinopteri; Carangiformes; Carangidae. The coding region runs from base 122 to 2161 and encodes 679 amino acids. Gene Ontology annotation, cellular component: external side of plasma membrane. The record is from RefSeq and is a predicted model, not a curated record.